Molecule: messenger RNA, 735 nt
Organism: Necator americanus (New World hookworm)
Lineage: Eukaryota; Metazoa; Nematoda; Chromadorea; Rhabditida; Ancylostomatidae
Exons: 8
Coding region: 1-735 (244 amino acids)
Source: RefSeq, a predicted model, not a curated record
AUGUGUGUCCUACUGCUGAUUUGUUUUGCCAUUUUUUAUGCUUGUAGUGGUGCGCUGUACGAUGGUGAACUCUACUACGAGAGCAGUGACGAAACAAGGGCUGGCUGCAUCUUAAAGUCCGAUUUCGCUACCUACUUAUAUUUAGGAGAGAAUUGUCUCGUGUGGAAGGAGGUUUACGAGAGCAUCGUUAAGGAUCUCGGCGAUAAACCUGAAAAAUUGCGAGACUACCAGACAAGGAUUGCAAAAGCCGAAGAAGUUAUGCUUCACAACAAAUGUCGUCGCUUGGAUCUGGCUCCUGAACAUCCUCUUAAGGACAUUAUGAAGAUGACCAAUCCCGGUCCCUGGUGUUACGUUCGAAGAAAGGGCAAUAUCGAUGUUGAACGAUGUUUCAAGGCAUGCACAGGAACUCCACAUGAAGAAAAAACCCCAACCGAUAAAACUCAAUAUGGAGCAAGAGAAAUCCUUAAAAACUAUAAUGAUCUGCUGAUUGAGAAUAUUCGCAAAUACUACAUGUCUUAUUCAUGGGGAGACGUCAGCUACUAUCGUUGGAAACCAUCCGACAGUGCAUUUUCUGCGGAAUACUUCAGGAUCCGAGAACAAAUUUUCUAUGGAUGCGUGAUAACCGUGGUCGUCCUCAUUCUUUGGCUCCUCAUGUGCGCUUAUCUUCGGAAAGAAGCGGCAGCAUCGCGGAGACGCAGAGAAGAAGCGCUUAAGGUGAACGUUAUCUUCACUUAA